Microplitis demolitor is the source of this 579-nucleotide messenger RNA. It is a transcript of the gene Grx5, whose product is annotated as glutaredoxin-related protein 5, mitochondrial. The record is from RefSeq and is a predicted model, not a curated record. Bases 81 to 488 code for a protein of 135 amino acids. The transcript is spliced from 3 exons. Lineage: Eukaryota; Metazoa; Arthropoda; Insecta; Hymenoptera; Braconidae.
UCAUUUAAAUAACCAUACGGUCAUAACCUUUAUCGGAAAUAAAAAGUUAUUUCAUAGAUUUUUUUAUUUAAAAUAAAAAAAUGAUUGGAAUUACCGGAAGACUGGCGUUAAUUGCUCGAGGGUUUGCGACAAGUGUCAAAGAUAUUCCUAAUUUAGUAAAACAAAACAAGGUGGUGGUUUUUAUGAAAGGAGUACCAGAAGAACCUAGAUGUGGAUUUAGCAAUGCUGUUGUUCAAAUAUUACGUAUGCAUGGAGUCAAAUAUGAUGCACAUGACGUAUUAGCAAGUGAUGAACUCCGACAAGGUGUAAAAGACUUUUCAAACUGGCCAACAAUACCCCAAGUUUUUAUAAACGGAGAAUUUGUUGGUGGCUGUGACAUUUUGCUUCAAAUGCACCAGAACGGUGAACUUAUUGAAGAAUUAAAAAAAGCUGGUAUAACAAGCGCUCUUUUAACAAAAAACAAUGCCGAUAACGCACCGAAAAAGUAAUUAAAAGAACCCAACUAUUAACGGAUUUGUAAAUAAUUUUCAAUUCUAUAAACUAGUCUCGUUUUGUUAAUAAAAAAUAUUUAAAAAUCCA